Messenger RNA from Aspergillus pseudonomiae, 1011 nucleotides. RefSeq lists its product as uncharacterized. The record is from RefSeq and is a predicted model, not a curated record. NCBI's taxonomy places the organism in Eukaryota, Fungi, Ascomycota, Eurotiomycetes, Eurotiales, Aspergillaceae. The coding region runs from base 1 to 1011 and encodes 336 amino acids. The transcript has 5 exons.
AUGAGGGCUAAAAAGCAGAGACAGCCUUUACAAAGAGCGACUGUGAUCAAAACGGCUCAAGUUAAGCUAAAAGAUUCACUUGGGUCCUUGGAUAGAGAUAUCCUUAUUAAAAUACAGAAAUACCUAAGUCGAGCUCGCCAUAGGACGGAUCUAGUAGCUAACAGUGAUUAUAGAAGUAAAGCUCAAUAUAGAGGAAUAAACAAGAUGGAAAUAAUCAACGUUAAGAACUAUACUAGACGUGUGAUUAAGAAGGUAUUUGUGCACAAGUUGGCAAAGGCUAUAUAUAUUAUAGUAAAAAAUAUGGUCACAGCGGUAAUAGCGUUCGAAAUAGUGUAUAAUAAGAUCCUGGACUGGGCAUGCUUCUAUAAGGGCGAUUCAGCCACGUUCAGCUACCGCGUCGGAGUUGCUGAUAGGCUCGUCUCCAUGGCCAACUGUAAGAAGAAAAUCGAACUCGAGGCGGCAAGAAAGAAAAAGUUAGAUAUAAUAGACGCCAAGGAAUGGAAAGCGGGCAUGGAACGCGAGCGUAAAUUUCAGAGGCUCCAUAAAGGACCUUCACUGGUGUUAGACAUUGGUGAAUCAGAUGGCCAGUUAGAGGAUGAAAUGCCUAGCUUCUUGGACAUAGACAGUAUGUCCGACGAGUCUUAUGGCUUUCCAGAGUCGAUAGACAAUCUUAAUCUUAAUACUAGAGGAGCACUGGCCGACUUUAAUAAGAAUAAUAAGAAUAUGGUCGAUUUUACGCGCAGCGUGGAAGACAACGUUGACAAAAUUAUCAAGCGGGAGUCGCGCGAAACCCAUGAUUUUAACAGCAUCCCUUCCCUUUCGGUGAAGCAGAACCCUUCAGAUAACGAUUCCUUGUCUAUAUUCGAAAUGCAGCUAGUACGUUUUCGCGCCACAUCGAUACAGGUUGCAGACGAAUACCUCAAGAAGCACAAUAUCAAGCUGUGUAUGGGAAAGAUAUGCACAGUGAAAGAUAGUGAAAAGAUUGACUUCCGUCGGCGCAGGUUGGAAUAA